This is a messenger RNA of Peronospora matthiolae, 402 nucleotides long. NCBI's taxonomy places the organism in Eukaryota, Oomycota, Peronosporomycetes, Peronosporales, Peronosporaceae. The record is from the annotation of a GenBank genome assembly.
AUGGUACAUCUUGCGGCUGUGUUGGAGUCAAUCACAGCUCAGGGCUGUGCGCGUGUCUUCAUCGAUAAUAUCUUCCGACUUCACGGGUUACCCCGUGAACUCGUGUCCGAUAAGGACCCCCGCUUCACAGCGGAGUUCUGGCAAUCCGUGUUCCGUUCACUUGGAACACGUUUGACGAUGUCGACUUCUGACCAUCCAGAAACAGAUAGUCAGACGGAACGCGUCAAUCGCGUUCUCGAAGAGAUGCUUCGAGGGUAUGUCCACUCGUUCACGAGCUGGAGUGAGUUCUUGCCGAUGAUGGAAAUUCGCCAUCAACAACUCGGUGCACGCGUCUACAACGCAUACACCUUUCUUCGUGAAUGGCCUACGCCAUCCACGUUUACCCGCCUUCUUAGAGUGUGA